Molecule: messenger RNA, 1065 nt
Organism: Trichoderma gamsii
Lineage: Eukaryota; Fungi; Ascomycota; Sordariomycetes; Hypocreales; Hypocreaceae
Product: alcohol dehydrogenase 1
Exons: 2
Coding region: 1-1065 (354 amino acids)
Molecular function (GO): zinc ion binding; oxidoreductase activity
Source: RefSeq, a predicted model, not a curated record
AUGGGCAGCCUCAAUCUUCCAACCGAGCAAUGGGCACAAGUCGUCGAAAAAGUCGGCGGACCUGCCACCUACAAGCGCAUCCCCGUCCAGCAGCCCGGCCCCGAUGAAGUCCUCGUCAACGUCAAAUACUCUGGCGUCUGCCACACCGACCUCCACGCCAUGAUGGGCGACUGGCCCCUCGACACAAAACCGCUGCCCUUGGUCGGCGGCCACGAAGGCGCCGGCGUCGUCGUUGCCCGUGGCAGCCUCGUCACCGACAUUGAGCUCGGCGACCUCGCCGGCAUCAAGUGGCUCAACGGCUCGUGCCUCAGCUGCUCCUACUGCCAGAACAGCGACGAGUCGCUUUGCAAAAAGGCCCUGCUGUCGGGCUACACCGUCGACGGCACGUUCCAAGAGUACGCCAUUGCCAAGGCCGCCCACGUUGCGCGCAUCCCCAAGGGCACCAACCUCGAGGCCGUUGCGCCCAUCUUGUGCGCCGGCAUCACCGUUUACAAGGGCAUCAAGGAGUCGCUCGUGCGACCCGGUCAGACAAUCGCCAUUGUCGGUGCUGGUGGCGGCCUCGGCAGCAUCGCCAUCCAGUACGCCAAGGCCAUGGGCAUCCACGCCAUUGCCAUUGACGCCGGCGACGAGAAGCGCGACCUGUGCCUCAAGCUCGGCGCCACCACCUUCAUCGACUUCACAAAGAGCAAGGACAUCGUCGCCGACGUCAAGGCCGCCACGCCCGAUGGCGAGGGCCCCUACGGCGCUUUGCUCGUCGCCGUGCAGGAGAAGCCCUUCCAGCAGGCCACGCAGUAUCUCCGCUCAAAGGGCGUCCUGGUCUGCAUCGGUCUUCCUGCGAAUGCCAAUCUCUCUGCUCCCGUGUUUGAUACAGUCGUUCGCAUGAUCAACAUCAAGGGCAGCUACGUCGGCAACCGAGCGGACACCACCGAGGCGUUGGAUUUCUUCGCACGAGGUUUAAUCAACGUUCCUUACAAAUCCAUUGGCCUGAGCCAGCUACAGAAUGUUUAUGACUUGAUGCACGAGGCCAAGAUUGCCGGCCGCUAUGUUGUGGACACCUCCAAAUAG